Messenger RNA from Musa acuminata AAA Group (dessert banana), 2582 nucleotides. Its product is annotated as ankyrin repeat-containing protein BDA1-like. Gene Ontology annotation, molecular function: protein binding. Lineage: Eukaryota; Viridiplantae; Streptophyta; Magnoliopsida; Zingiberales; Musaceae. The transcript has a single exon. Bases 287 to 892 code for a protein of 201 amino acids. Gene Ontology annotation, cellular component: plasma membrane. The record is from RefSeq and is a predicted model, not a curated record.
CACUUCAUUCUCUCGAUAGUUUCGGCGAACGAGAAAGCAAGCUGAGAAAAAGUAUUCUACCAAGUCCAGACUAAUGGGAUGCAAGUCCAGAGGAAGCAACUUACGUUUUGGAGACGACUUCUUCAACAAGGCCGGCGUCUUGAUGGAGACAGGACCAAGAAGACCGACCGGGAGGAAUCGUUAGAGAUUUUUAGCCUAUAUAUAGGCGUCCUAACUUCGAGUUGUUUGUGACCAAAUCGAGAGAGAGAGAGAGAGAGAGAGAGAGUGUGUGUGUGUGUAACUAAGCAUGGAUCCGAGACUAGAGGAAGCAGCUUAUGCGGGAGACCUCACUUUGUUGCGGCGUUUGCUACAAGAAGACCGGCUCCUGCUCCACAGGCAAGCCAUCGCCGCGGCUCACCUGUCGGACAGCCCCCUCCACAUCGCUGCAUCGCUCGGCCACUCCGACCUGGUCCGGGAGAUCCUCGCCGUAAACCCGGAGCUCGCGCAUGGCCGCAACAGCGAAGGCCUUUCCGCCUUGCACCUGGCCGCUGCCCAAGGCCACUUAUCCGUGGUGAACGAGCUGCUGCAGUACGCAGCCGCUGCCAAUCUCUGCUUGGCCACCGACAACGAUGGCUUAAUCCCGGCCCACACUGCAGCCUUACGAGGCAGGCUUGAUGUAUUGACUGUGUUACUGGAUGCGUGCCCGGAGUCCGCGCGAGCUGUGACAUCGCAAGGUGACUCCAUCCUUCAUCUUACUGUGAAAUCAAACAGCUUCGAGACCGUGCAGUUCUUGCUGAACAGAACGGAUGAGAACGAUGAGCUGCUCAACUCUGGAGAUGCGAAAGGCAACACCGUCCUGCACCUUGCUGUGGCCAGAAAACAGCUCCAGGUAGGUAUUCCUGAUCCCGAUUAGAGGAAAUAGAUUUAAAUGUCUUCUUCUUCUUCACAAGGUUUUUAUGCAUCCCGUACAUCUUGAGACACAGCCUUCUCAUAGCAAAAAGAUACAAGUAUUUUGCAUUUCAUUCACGAAAAGCAAAUGGAAAUAGUAAGGAGCUACAUGUUCAAAUUAAAUUCAGACACAAAUAAAACAUCAUCAUAGUACAACAUAAAUCUCAUAAUAUUUAGAUUUAAUAAUUUUAGAAAUUUAAAUCUCCUAAAAACUAACUUAGAUAAACAGAAUUCUGGUUUUUCUCCAUUACCCCCUUUAUUUGAAAUAAGUUCUCGAUGAAAAUAUCAUAUUAAAUAAUUAUUUAUGAAUAUGACAUAAUAUUAAUAAUGAUGUCUAAUAGUGCUUAUUCUUUUAACAUGUUCAAUAAAUAUCUUGGGUGAUAAUCCUUUCGUUAAUGGAUCUGUAAUCAUAAGGACAAUGCUAAUAUAUUCAAUUAAUAUUAUUUAUUUCUAAACUUUCUUUUUUCACCGCUAAAUAUUCCAUUUUCAUAUAUUUAUCACCUUUAUAGCACUCACUUUUAAAGAAGAAUACUAUUACAAAAUUAUCAUAAUAAAGUUUUAAAUUUUUUUAAAGAGUAAAUCAUGAAAACGAGAUUUGAGCUUUUGAAUUGUAGCCUUAAAACAUGUCACAAACUAAACUUCUAUGAUGAAUGUAGCAAUGAUGGACUGCUUUUAUUUUGCCCUCAUCCACAAAAUUGCUCCUCAACUAAAAGGAACAAAUAGUCAAGUGUUAUUUUUUUUAUAUCAACACAUCUAGCAAAAUCUGAAUCUAAACAUCCAAUUACUUCGAGAUUAUUUGAUCUCCUAUGAGCGAGUAUAUAAUCCUUCAUUCCUCAUAAAUAUCUUAUAACUUUCUUUAUAGCUUUUUAAUAGUCAAAUCUAGAAUUACUUUGAUAUCUGCCCAAUAUUCCAAUAGCAAAACUGAUGUAUGACCUAAUACAAAUUUAGGCAUGCAUUUAACUUUCCAGGAUAGAUACAUAAGGAAUUCUUUUCAUUUGUUCCAAUUCAUUCUUUGAACAUUGCAUAAGAUAAAUUUACCCCCUUUCCGAAUUGGAAUAAUACCUCCUAAAUAAUUUUUUUUACUUUUUAAAAAUUUUAUUAAUAUAUUUUUUAUGAGAUAAUCCUAACAAUCCUUAUGAUUGAUCUUAAAAUAUUUUAAUUCCUAUCACAUACAUGGGUUGCCUCUCUCAUAUUUUUUUAAUUCAAAGUUUUUAGAAAGAUAUGUUUUAUUUCAUAUAAUAAACUAAGAUUAUUAGUAGCAAGCAAAAUAUCAUCAACAUUUACAAUCCAAAAUAUAAACUUGCUCUUGCCAACCUUCAUAUAUGUACAUAGAUCAACAGUAUUUGCAUAAAUGUAAAGGAUUUUAUGUAUCAUUAAACUUAAGAUAUCAUUAUCGAGAAGUUUGUAUAAAUUUAUAUAUUGAUUUCUUAAGUUUAUAUAUCAUGUGUUUUUCAUAUCUAUUUUGUAUAACUCUAAGUUAUAAUGAGCUACUAUGAUCGUAAAAAUUCUGAAAAAAUCUUUUCUGAAGAUUAAAUAAAAAAAUCUUUUAACUCUUUGAGUGAAACCUUUAGCACCAAAUCUGACCAUGUGUCUUUUGAUAUUAUCAUUCAAGUAAUAUUUGAUCUUAAAGACCUAUUAAUAAUCGACCUUUUUUA